GACUCGUGCGGACAGCGGACGCGACGGCACUCGGCAGUCGACAAAGAUUUGCAGCUUCAUUUAUUUUCGCCCCCGCGAUCGCGGAUACUUCCUUUACAAACAUGUGAAGAUCUGCGCCGCGUCGUUCAUUUCCGUCGCGCGAGUUUGAGUACGUAUGUAUCAAAGUAAAAGUCGUCGAGAAAGUGAGUAAAAUAUAACCGAAAUAACGAGUCGCCGCUUCCAAGCGUCAAGCUAACCUCAAAGUCAGCUUCGCAAUGGCGGUGGGCUCGACGACGAAGGUCGUCCAGGUGACGAACAUCGCACCCCAGGCGACCAAGGAUCAAAUGCAAACGCUCUUUGGCUAUUUGGGAAAGAUCGAAGACAUUAGGCUAUAUCCAACAAUCCGAGACGUGGCGGUACCGGUGCAGUCCAGGAUCUGCUACAUCAAGUUUCACGAUACGAAUCAUGUGGCAGUGGCCCAGCACAUGACCAACACCGUCUUCAUCGACCGUGCGCUCAUUGUCAUUCCUUACCAGAAUGGAGACAUUCCUGAUGAGCAGAGGGCCCUUGAGCUUACCAACAAUGGUUCCGUUGUACCAGGAAUAAGAACUUUUCUUCCAGGUCUCUACCCUUCUGAACCUAAGCUUCCACCAAAUGUAGUAAAUGCCAUCGAGGGAAUUCCACCUAAUCACGUAAUAACAACCAUGGAUCCUAAACUGGAAGCCAAUGGUCUGCCUUUAUACCCGCACCUUCCUGGGCACCUAGACAGCAGAAAAAUUGAGGAGAUUCGCAGAACUCUGGUUGUUGGAAAUCUGGAUGCCUCCACUACUGAUCAGCAGCUGAUAGAAUUCUUCGGCAACCAUAAUGUCGAGGUGAAGUACACUCGGCUUUGUACCAGAGACUCUGACACUGAUCACUACGCCCUGGUUGAAUUCUCAGAGCAAGCAUCCAUCGUGCCAGCUCUACAGCUCAAUGGGCAGAUGCUUAACGACAGACCCAUCAAAAUCGGGCACUCGGUGCAGGCCAUCAUGAAACCUGAAGCCAAGAGCAAUGAGGCUGCUCAGAAGGAGAUUGAGGAAGCCAUGUCCAGGGUGAAAGAAGCUCACAACCUCAUAUCUGCUACCAUUGAUCCCAUGAUCGGUAUGCUCUCCAAAGAUAAACGCAGUCGCAGUGGAUCACGCGGCCGUGGCAAAUCUAGGUCAAGAUCACGUGGACGUUCAAGGCGCUCGCGUUCUCGCAAGCGGUCCCGCUCACGUCACCGACGUUCUCGCUCUCGUCAUCGUCGGCGAUCACGCUCCAGGUCACGCAAGCGCUCUCGCUCAAGGGAGCGACGCAAGAAGUCCAGAUCACGUCGCCGAAGUACCUCUAGGACAAGACAUCGCUCUAGAUCUAGAGAUAGAAGAUCAAGAUCGAGACGGUCGCGGUCUAGAUCCAGAGAUCGCAAGAAAAAGUCACCAACUAGACGAAGAAGCCGCUCGCAUUCCCGUAGCAAGCGCUCCAAAUCACGCUCACGCAAAUCCAGAUCUAAGUCUAAAUCCAGAUCCUCCAAAUCCAAGUACUCGGAAAAGUCUCGCGACAAGGAUAAGGAACGCAACAAGGACAAGUCCGAGAGUAACGGCAAGAAGAGCAGUAGCAGCAAGGAUGAUCGCGAAAAGAACGAGGACACCGGGCGCAGUGAGAAAAAGUCUCGAGAUAAGGAGAAACGAGCUGCUGAGAAGGAAGAAAAGCGCUCGGAGGAGAAGAGUCGGGCUAGCUCUGAGUUUAGCGACAAGGAGAAGGAUAAGCCGGACUCGGAGAACUAAGGUUUUUUGAAGAUACUUCUUCUCACUGUGGCGCAGAGUCGUGGCUGAGCCAGCACUUGGUCACAGAAUUAUGUAGCUCGCUAUGAAAAAUGUUGUCAAUAUUUCCGAAUUCACGGGGCUGAUAGAAAUUUUGAUAUUUAUGAGUUCAGACUUUGCUUUUUAUUAAUUAGAUGUAAGGUUCCUUUAUUAUAUUCAUAAUAACUUUUCUUAGAAAGUAGGUAAUUGUUCAACUGUAUUUUUCUAUGUACAAAAAUAGCAAGUUUUUAUUGUAAUAAUAAAAACUGGGUGCACUUUUACAAAGCAUUGUAACACAUCUAUAGAUGAACCAAAAUUUCUGCUAGACCCCAGCAGCGAAUUCGUUGUAUUUUCACACACAUACACUGAUUACGCGUAAACAUUGUAUAUCCACGUUUUUAUCAUCAUUAACUAAAAAUUACAAAAUGAAAAUUAAGAAAGUACAGCAAGAGAGCUAAUGGCUAAAGUUUAUGAUGUAUUAUAUAAACACAACAGACAACGUUUAACGUACAUUUAUAACAUGAGAAUAAAAGGUAGCAAAAAUAAAAACACUAGCAAGUAAUUAAAAUCAAGGCGCUACGUUCGCCUGGUCAUAAGGACGCGGAAGGGCUUGGGGCUGGCGGUGACACCGUCGGUGUACUCAUUCCGCGGUGGCUCUUCGCCUGGCACUGGUGAAAACGUGAAGUUUUGCAGCAGCGCUGCCGUUAUCAUGAACAUAUUGCUCUUAGCCAGCACCUCGCCCAUGCAACGAUGCUUGCCUGCGAAAGAAAGAAAAGAUUUUUUUCUUUAAACACCGAUAAACACAUAAAAGAUUCAUAAAAUUUAAUGGAUUGAUUGUAUUUGUUUCACCGACAGUUUAGCUUCAUAAUGAUGAUUAAUAUGAUUGAAAUUGUACAAAUAAAAUAAAAGUAAAGUUUGUCUUGUAUCAUGAAUAA
This is a messenger RNA of Nasonia vitripennis (jewel wasp), 2731 nucleotides long. RefSeq names its product probable splicing factor, arginine/serine-rich 7 (gene Srp54). Gene Ontology annotation, molecular function: RNA binding. Bases 255 to 1781 code for a protein of 508 amino acids. Gene Ontology annotation, cellular component: nucleoplasm. The transcript is spliced from 4 exons. Lineage: Eukaryota; Metazoa; Arthropoda; Insecta; Hymenoptera; Pteromalidae. The record is from RefSeq and is a predicted model, not a curated record.